UCUCCAUUCCCACAGAAUCAUUACAAUUGCAGCUGCAUGAAGGCCAACUUGUGCCUCAUGAUGCAACCUGUGGGAGAGAAUCGAAGGCAUUUCCACCAGUGCAUGAUAGAGUUUAUCACGGCUAAUUUUCGCUUAUCCAAAUGGCAUUGGAUAUCAACUUGGAAUGAUUUCCACAUAGAAUUUCGCUGCCCCUCAUUCGAACUUCUAUCCCCAAAGGAACUCAAGGAAGAAUUCGAGACCAGGCUGCUCCCUAAAAUCUUCACAUAUGAAUUAUCCCACGAACAGCGUAGUAAGCUGGAGUCCCUGAACACAUACCAAGUGUGCGGACCUAAAUUGAUCCGCAUGCCAGACGGGUAUUCUGCGCCUCCAGUUACCACAGGCGUCAAGCAAGUUAUUGGAUCGAAAUUGCAAGAGAAUGUUGACUUCACAACGCCAGAUUCUGAAAUGUAUAAAAGCAGUCGAGUAGCGAUGGCUCUUUUAGGGGCAACUGACUGGGAUACGAAAAGAAUGCAUGUAUCUGGAAACAUGCCCAUCCGAAGAUGUCUUUCUUUCAUGUUGCAGGACGAGGAUGAAAGGCUUCAGGAGUCACUACUUUCCUGGGGUGAAGCCAGCAAGCGAUGGAAAGGCGGAUACAAUAUUGCAACACAUGCACAGGUCACAGAGGACGUUACCUUCAUGGAAAAGGUGCAGAAGAGAGUCCGCAAUUACUUCGAAGAACAAAUUCAGCGAGCAUCAGGAAGAGGUCAUAGAGGUUUUGAUACAUCGUCGCCUGUCUCAACGAAUCAUCAGAGGUACACUAGACGUUUGGAUUUCUCUAAUCUGGAAUCAACUCCUUUAUCAUCCGUACGACGCAGUGCCAAUUAGAGGCAGAUGGAACACAACAUUCCAGCAGUUAUGUGUCUAAAAGUGAUCCAAAUUUUAACGUUGCCUGGUAUGGAUUGUCUAUGGCGGUAUGAGGCCACUGUUGGAUAAAAGAAUGGAAUUCUUUGAUGAAAAAAGUCAAGUUUUGAAAAUUGCAAUUAAAGCAUGAAGCGUAAAUUGAAUAUAAAGGCAAGUUGAUUUAGUUCAAAACCUUAAAAGGUUUAUUAGAGGAUUUAACACAAAUGCAACA
This is a messenger RNA of Hermetia illucens (black soldier fly), 1111 nucleotides long. RefSeq lists its product as uncharacterized. The transcript has 4 exons. The record is from RefSeq and is a predicted model, not a curated record. Bases 37 to 864 code for a protein of 275 amino acids. NCBI's taxonomy places the organism in Eukaryota, Metazoa, Arthropoda, Insecta, Diptera, Stratiomyidae.